AUGGCUUCAAACCCUACUGGUCCAGGUGCAACACCACCUGGAGCGCUACCCGCCGCUUCCACUGUUCCAAAUACGACAUGGAAUAGCAAUGCACAUUUACCAAGCCCUGCAGCUGUCAACGCCCGGAAUCCUAACACUCCAUCCAAGGCCAUUGGGAACGCCUGGGAUCACGUCCUAUACGUCCCUCCAUGGAUGGAUCCUGACUGGCAAGAUGAGGGCCGACAGCGAGAUCAGACAGACUUCAACAUCACUGAUUUCUUUGAUCGAAUACGCCCUGCUGUCCAUCCCAAGGACCAAUACAAAAAGCCAACAGAAUACGCCCAGCGGUUCAGCAUUUUUCCCGGUCGAUUUGAUGGCCGUUCGAGGGCAUCGCCGACUCGAGCCAACAGCAGGAAACUGAUCCACACUACUGCGGAUAUCAAGACAGGGAAAGACUUGUUUGAUAGUCUUGACUACUCGGCAGCACAGGACGGUAAGACCAUCGAUGAGUACAUGGCCAGCGCAAGGCCAGAUAUGCAACAUGGGACCGAAACGGAGCAGCUGUGCAUGCAGCAGUAUGAGGACUUGGUCCGCGCUGAGGAUUAUUUCACAAUGCAGGAUGUAUCUUUCGAAGGCCUCUCUGGACCAAUCCACCCCCUGUUCGAUCGACACAUGUGGGCGGACACGACCGAGUUUGGGAAAGAACCGGAGACACCACGAUAUGUGUAUAACCUCAAUGGCGUGCGCGAGGAAUGGGAUCCAAGGACAAACGACCGGUUAUGGAAUGCGAUGCAGCCGGCUCUUCAACUUGCUACGCGUAUGCUUCUUACCAAUCACCCCUGCAUCGUUGGCAUGCAGGAUGUCACGAACCGGUACAGAGUUCCUGAUCACCUCUACAAGAAUCGGAAAGGUCAGGAUCCCGACGAAGUUAAAUACAAGAUCAAAUCAGACCAGCAACCCCUCGACCCGGAACACGUCAGGGGUGCCCAGCAACUGCAGAGCUGUCCUGGGUUUUCGGCCCCAGCCGCAAGCCAGCGAACUCUUGAGAGAGUUAUGGAUCUGAAGCUCCAGAGCGCGUUUUACUCGAGUGGCGGCAAGUACAAGGAUCACUGCAUCGCCCGCACAUUCAUGAAUGGGGUUUCACACCGAGAGGGCACUAUCAAGGUCACGAUCGAUGCCGAGUUGCUUUGGAUAGUCAUGUCGGACAAAUAUAGCAAAAGCGAGAAGAUGGUGGCCAGUCUUGUGUUUGCUGCUGCGCUGGUUCAUGAGAUGAUGCAUGCAUUUGUGUCCGUUGCCGCGAAAUGGGUGCUCAACCCUCAGGAAUUUGGAAUUACGGAUCCUGCUGAGGUCCAAGCCUGCGGUGAUUUAUGGGAUGAGCUCUGCCCAGACGACAAAUGGCCGGACGAACCCUACUAUAACGACGACCCAUGGAAUGAAGCUGGCCAUGCCUUCGAGCAGCAUAGUUCUGCACCCAUGAUAGCAAAGUGUAUGUUCCCUGCGGGUGCGUACAAUUCUCCGCCUCACCUAACAGCUCCCCAUAUGCGUAUGGAGCAGCUCAGCCAUUUUACGCGCAUCGAUGAUGUCCGACCGUUCUUCCAUCAAGGCUUCUGGGACGUCUCCGUCAAGAAGUACGGUACAGCAGCCUUGAGAGAACCGUCUGACAGACUUCACAAGAUCAACUACAACCCGGCCUCAGUCUCUAUGACACGUAGCAUGUGGAAGAUGGCCAACCUAGGGACUCGUGAAGACAGGGAUUGGGUGCUCUACGAUUUUCUCAACUGGCUUCAUGAGAAGGGCAAAUCUGUCCUGUUUGCAUAUUUUACAGCCCUUGUCCAAGACGCCAUCGAGUUUGGCUCUCUUCUUUGGAGAUUGCAACAAGAAAGCCAAGGAUGGAGCGAGCGCGAUGCCAAAUGGGCAGGGCUUCAUGGGGAAGCAAUGAUGCUGAUUUACGAGUACGCCGGCUACACCAUAAUGGCCAACGCUGGGAGGAACGCGACAUCCAACCUUCCAGCAGACAAGAUUGCUGAGCUGAAGGACCUGUAUGAUGAAUGGGAUAAGGUGAGGCGGCGCAUUGGCAGGUGUCCCGAUGACGAGUCUACCAUCUGCGCAGGCAUGGGCCCCGAAUUCUGGCGCAUCCAGAUGCUGGCCACAAGCAGAGAUCGCUACGAGGCACGUCUGGUGUCUAAGCUCAUCGACUUGACUCGCGAUCUAAUGGAUGAAUGCGCGUGGUUAGAAAAUGUGGUGUGCGAAUUCUAUCAACUCCCUCUCUCAUAUUGGACAGCCUACAGGCAAAAAUUCCCCAAUCAAGCCGGACAGAUAGCGACCCGAGCAAAAAGGAUUGGGUCUGCUUUAGCGGACCUGCUUACGGUAAUGGGACUCGCCGAAUUCGAUAUGCCAUCGUGGAACAGAGAUUGGGACGGUCGGAUCCUUUCGCUUGGAGCGAGAUUCGUGACCGUCGCAGGGCUGAUGGUCUUGAACCCGCUCAAGUAUGAGAAGAACUGGCGUGGCCUGUUGCCUUCUAUGCCUAAUUUGCGCAAAACUAGUCAGAAGCGACAUCAGGUGUGGUACUUUCUGGCGAAGAAGGAGAUGCUGAGCAUGGAGGGCGAAGUUCUCGACAAGGUGCGCGAGUUUAAGAAUCGGUACCAAAACCUGUUGCACUUGGGAGGUUCCAAGGUCAUACUCCCUGAGUAUGACCCGGAUGAGAUCGCAUUGGCACAGAGAUGGGCUGGGACACUUGAUGAUGAGGAUGGCAAUACCGGACAGGGAAACCCCCUUGCCAGGCCUUCCACGGGUGUCUUUGACACCCAAGGGGUCCAUGACCUGGUCCGUCGUCUUCAGGAACAGGCCCAGCAGGCUGAAGAUGACAAGCUUAAACGCGCAGCGGCCAGUGGCCAGCCUCCAACCCUUCAGCAAAAUGCAGCAUCUCAGGCUACGCAGGCACCCAUCAUCUCGCCCAAGAUACAGCACAUGGGGAUGGGGAUCCAGACGGCACCGUUUGGCAACCUACAACCGCCACCCAAUAGUGCGUUUGCUCCCUACCAUUCUUCAUCAGCGGGCUCUGCUUUCCCUUCGCACACGCCUGGUGCUCCAUCUGCUUGGGCAGCAGGCAACUCGACCACCCUAGCACAGCAAGUCAACAAGCCUCUUGGUGCUCCACGGACUCUGGGGGGUGUUCGCAAGACGUCUAUCGCAGGGUACGGCAUCCUACCACAUCCGUAUGCUGUCCGAGAGACGGUCACAAGCGAUCUCACCAAUACAGCGCAGACGACUCUUCUGAACAACGAUCCCAGCACUUUUGCUCAACAUGCUCCCCGACAAGGCGAUGCGCCUCGGCAGGGUCGGCAGGGAGCUGGGCCUCUGGGCGACAUGGACCAGAUGUGGGAACAGCAGAAGGUUGUGCCCAACACAGGUAACCAGGAUGAGGACGGUGAUGUAGAGAUGGCAGACGCCAACCUUGCAGGCGCAUUUGUUAUUGAGGUCAGCAGCGACGACUUGAGUUCGUCAGCUGGCGAUGACGACGACAGGUCGGAGCGGGAGGACAGUGAGUCGACAAGCGUCGAGUCUUGGAGUGAAGAUGAGUUCAAGCCCGGUGCAAAGUCGAGGGCUCGACAGGGUUUAAAGCCACGGCUAGGGUUUAAGCGCAAGGCCCCAUGGAUGGUUCCCAAUCCGAGGCAGGCCUGGCUGACUCAAGGAGGAAGCCAGAGGAAGAGGAGGAGACUCUGA
Molecule: messenger RNA, 3702 nt
Organism: Fusarium vanettenii 77-13-4
Lineage: Eukaryota; Fungi; Ascomycota; Sordariomycetes; Hypocreales; Nectriaceae
Exons: 6
Coding region: 1-3702 (1233 amino acids)
Source: RefSeq, a predicted model, not a curated record